Messenger RNA from Anastrepha obliqua, 273 nucleotides. RefSeq lists its product as uncharacterized. The record is from RefSeq and is a predicted model, not a curated record. The coding region runs from base 1 to 273 and encodes 90 amino acids. NCBI's taxonomy places the organism in Eukaryota, Metazoa, Arthropoda, Insecta, Diptera, Tephritidae. The transcript has a single exon.
AUGCAAAAGUCUUCUAUUCCGCCCUACAAACCAUCACCUGAAAUACAAGAAAGAGUUGAACAGCUGCAACAACAAGCACAACAGGGCGAACAACGGCGCCGUACAGCAGUGCUGCCCAAACGCAGUUGGAUACAGCGUAAUCCACGACUAUUUCAAAUAACCUUUAUCACCACCUCAUUGCUAGUACUAUUUUCAAAGCCUUUGUACGACGCCUUCAUUGCGGAACCCGUCCCAAUGCCGCGCGGUGGAGCACCGCCGGGUUACAAACGUUAA